Molecule: messenger RNA, 5854 nt
Organism: Chara braunii
Lineage: Eukaryota; Viridiplantae; Streptophyta; Charophyceae; Charales; Characeae
Source: the annotation of a GenBank genome assembly
AGGAAUGGACUGCUGAGUGGAACCUUUCGUCCAAUCGCUUUUUAUAACAGGGGGAUUGAAGCCGAAGGCAGUCAAUCAAAAUGCCUGAGGAGAUGGCGGACGGUGGGAGAAAGCUUGUAACGCUCGACGACCUCAUCGAUGCCCUGGAUAAGCGCGAGAGAGCGUCGAGCAAUGUCCCGAAGGUUGAUACUUUCCAUUUCAAGGGAGAACGGGUGUCCGACUGGCUGGACCUGACGGAGCAAGCGCUGGUAGGGUUGUCGGACGAGGUCAAGCUCCAGCGAGUCCUAAGAUAUGUCCUUCAUAGCCACCAUCAGGAAGUGGGCAAGGUCAUGGAUACCGCCAAUGGUAGUUGGGCGAGGUUCAGGGACAUGAUGCAGAGAAAGUACAGGUUGGGGGAUGGCUUGCUAACCAUGGCGGAUUUGGAGGCCAUGAACAAGGACGACUUCUCCACGAUUGGGGUGUUUGUGCACGAGUUUAAAAGGAAGGCGCGGAAGGUGCACGGGAUCUCCGAAGAAACGCAGUGUGCCAUAUUUUGGGGUCUGCUUACUGGCUCGGAGGCCUCGGAGCUGACGGGUCACGGAGGGGGAAGUGAGAAGCUCACCUGGGCCACUAUCGACAAAGGGGUGGAAGACGGGAGCCUGGACCAGGUGGAGCAGCACCAGGUGCGGCUGCAAAGGCGCAAGAGAAAGGAAAGGGACGCCACCUCGUCCGGGACCCCAGGGGUGAAGAGGGUCGUCACGGAUGUAUUGGCAACGCUGGGGUAUGAUAAUGAGGCAGAAGUGCAAAAGAGGGGAGUGACCGUGACCCAAGGCCGGGCGUCGGGGGCAGUGGAAGAGGAGGCUAGGCGCGAGGACUAUGGCGGAGAAGAAACGGACUCCCAGAUCCUAACCAAGGCCCAGAGGAAGCAGCGGAAUUUACAAGUGGGAGGUCAAGGAUCUGGAAAAGGGCAGGUCCCGCAAGUGAUUGUUGCGUCGCCACCUGCCGCCACGACAACGUCAGCGACGUCCGGACCGUCAUGUAUGGGGCCACCGCCGGCUUGUGGGCACUGGGUGCCGCAUUGUCAGCCUGCAUCCUGGCCCAGUUGUAAGCACUGCACCUCGUGCGGGGGUAGUCAAACUCAGCCCAGACAAAUGGUCCCUUAUGCAGGCCCAGCGGCAAGUAUGGGGCCCCCAAACUACCCUACGGCCCAGGGUCAGUUUGUGGCCCAACCACCUCCCUCCCAACAGGCCUCGCAGGUUAGCGUGGUCGGUGGAGGAAACCAAGGACAAGGCGGACAAGGGAAUGGAGGCCGAGGUCAAGGGGGUCGAGGAGGUGGCGGUCGAGGCCGAGGAGGAAAUGGUGGGGGUCGCGGGGGUGGUUGGAAUGGUCAAGGGGGUCAGAACCAGAGUGGUCGAGGUGGCCAAGAGGGGGGCCAGGGGUAUGGGAGGCCUCGCUUUGAUUGGCGAAACGCCACCUGCUGGCAUUGUAGCGAGGUGGGCCACACUAUACGGUUCUGCCAACGGCGACGAGAUGAUGAGUUGGCAGAUCUAAUUUCCUCUUGUAUGGACGGGGAUAUAUACGAUAAAUGGGGAGAGCAUAUUGACCCUAGGACCCCGGGAGGAAUCAGGCAAGAAGCUCUUAGGCGAGCGGCGGCAGGGCCAUCGACAACCCCGACCAUGUUCAGGAUGUGGCAGGAGAAAGAAGAGUUGGCCAUAAAAGUUGAGGAGAUUGUGGGAGAUAGCGAGGAGGUCACUCAACGACUAAAGGCGGGUACUAUAAGAGAGGAGCCAAUAGUCGUCGAGUCGGACGAUGAGGGGCAGGGAGGCGAGGGAGAGACGACCACACUCCUCCUGGGAAGGAUGGAAGAUCUGUUGGAAAAGGUGGGGAGAUACCAGCGAAAGCUGCAAGCCCUGUGUGAAGAAGCCCGAGAGUGGGAGGCCAACCUGACUGAGGUCUUCCUUUAUGACUCCGGGCCAGAACCUUCGCCAGGACAACAAGGGUGCCGAAGAGUGGCUACUGUAGAGACGGGCCCUAGGUCAGGUAUGACCUAUAGACCCCCCACGUCGCAUGGGAGGGUGCCGCAGGCGGCUCGGACUAGGAGCCAAAAUAAGGCUGGGCCUAGUCAAGAGCCCAGUCAGGCGCCCAGUCAGGCACCCCCUCGAAAGGAGCCGGAGCCUAGACGUAGGAAGGAGGUGGUGGAGGUUCCGGAGGAAGAGGAAGAGGAUGACGAUGAAGAAGAUGAGAGACUCCGACAAGAGGAGGAUCAGCGGGCGGAGCUGAGGGUCAAAAAGAGGGGGGCCCAGGAGGAGGCCGAGCCAAGCCUACCCGACAGCGUGCCUAAGAGGAAGAAGUACGCGGCCCAGAUGGAGGAAGGCUUUGAUGUGGAGUGGAUGGUGGACAAACUCCUGGAAGGCCACAAUAACUUGAUGAACCUAAAGGGCAUCCUGACGUCGGCACCAAGGCUCCGUGGUGAGUUGAAAGGGCGACUGUCGCGAAGGCUGGUGCCAAAUGUCCAUCCGAGUACGGUGGAUCUGGUGAUAAGGAACCAGAAGUGUACUGGGAUGGUGGACACGGGCGCAGAGAUGAACAUCAUCAGGGAGAAGGAGGCGGUGAUGAUAGGCAUGGAGAUCGACCGCUCGGACCAUGGCAUGCUGCACGGCGCUAACUGCAAGGCCGCCUUUUGUGGCACAGCGUCGAAUGUGAUUAUAGAGAUUGGGAAGGUGCGAGCCGGGACUUGCUUGUUCAUUAUGCCUGAUGUCGAUCACCCCAUCCUUCUGGGGCGGUCGUUCCUGUGCCAGACGAAAAUGUUGAUCUUCAACAAGCACGACGGAACAAUGAUCCUGCUCCUGUGCGACUCGGCGUGUGGGAAUUAUGAAGUUAUCACCUGCCGGAACACGGGGCCGGGGAGCGGGAGGAAUAGGCCCAAUUUGGGCUCGUUCACCUUUGAGGAAUCAGAGAACGAGCGGAGACGGCUUUGGGAAGUGCCCGAGGAGGAGGAUAGGGCUGAGGUGCUGACAUUGAGCCUCACGGAUGUGAAUAAGGCCAUGGAGGUGGUAUCGGCUUACGACAUGGCGGAUCCGGAGGCCAUUAAGGCAUUGAGGGAACAGGUCUUGGAGAACCCUCAGGACUUGCAACGGCUAGAUGCGGUGACAGUGCGGGACGCGGCAGGAUUGCCGAACGCAGACGCAUUGUCAGAAUCGUGCGCAGGGAGACCUAUAAUCUCGCUUAUAGACCUCUACUCGGGGUAUGAUCAAUUCCCCGUAUACCUGCCAGACAGGCCCGUAACGGCAAUGCACACUCCCAGAGGGCUGAUUCAUAUGAACGUGGCGCCUCAAGGUUGGACGAAUGCAAUGGCGAUGGUGCAAAGGCAUAUCAUCAGAGCCAUGCAGACGGUCAACCCACAUAUCACUCAGCCCUAUAUCGAUGACCUGGCGGUCAAAGGUCCGAAGGAGAAGGAGGAAGAUGAAGUGAUGUCCUGUGUGCGGCGUUUUGUUUGGAAGCAUGUCCAAGACAUCGAUCAGGUUCUGGGGUUAUUAGAGGAACAUAACCUGACGGCGAGCGGCCCCAAGUCGAAACAUUGUAUGAGGGAGGCCACGAUUUUAGGCUUUGUCUGUAAUGAGAGUGGGCGAAGGUCUGAUGUAAAGAAAACAAACAAGAUUCUUGAGUGGCCGGUGCCCUUCCGCUUGGUAACAAAUGUGAGGAGCUUCCUUGGGACGUGCGGAUUUUGGAGGAGCUUCGUGAAGGACUUUGCCACGAAGACGGAGCAUUUAAGGAAGUUGGUGCGCCAGGAUCAAGAAUGGGUCUGGGGCGAAGACCAGGAAGAGGCGGUCGGUAGGAUGAAAGGAGAGUUCAAGGAAGGAGGCUUGGUAUUGGGAGUGCCAAACUAUGAGGCCACGGAAGAAAGACCAUUCGUCAUUGAGACGGACGUUGGGCCAACUGCCUUGGGAGGAAUCCUGAUUCAGGCAGAUACUGAGGGGAAGGAGAGGCCGCUAAGAUUCGAAAGUCGUACCCUCAAUACAACUGAGAGGAACUUCUCUCAGUUCAAGAAGGAGACGUUGGCGGUACUUCAUUGCAUAAGGACCUUCUGGAACUAUGUUUUUGGCAGGACGUUCAUCUUGAGGGUGGACCCUACUGCACUGGCAUGUUCCCUGAAGAAUUAUACUCCAUCUGACCCAACCGUCGCAAGAUGGUUGACCUACAUUUGGAUGUUUAAUUUCGAGCUGGAAAGGAUCCCAGGGAACAAGAACAGGGCAGAUGGGUUAAGCCGCAUCAACUGGGACGGAUCGGAUGAGGAAUCGAUAGAAGACACUCCGCUAGUGAUGGGUUUUUGGAUCAAGAGGAGGACGUCUGACUUUUCGAAGACAGCCAUGCAGAGGGGCGGGAGGGGCGCACGGCCACGACAGAGGCCUCAGGGAGCAUCAGGAGGGGCUGACUCGCACAGACCGGUUGGGAAGGAGUCCACGCCUAUCUUCGACGACGGUAACAUAGAGCUUUUUUUGGACUCCUACCAGGCACAUGCGACGCGGGAGGGCUGGUCUACCUUGGAGAGGUUACGGCACCUGAGGGGAGUUGGGCGUUUCGAGGAGCCUAUUGCGCGCAUUCGAGAGGAGGCGUUGACCUGGCAGGAUGUGGAGGCGAGGAUGCAGACGGUGAGGGCUUCGCCGCUGGGACCAGAUGGGUUGCCUAUUCGGUUGGAGGAAGGCAAUGCGGAGGAGUUCAUUCCUGCCUACGAGCAGUAUAUGCGCGACCAGGGGGCUGGGCCGGAGGAGUGGAUGCAAACGUUGCCCCUCUGGACGCGGAGGGCGGAGAGGCCGUUGGCGGGGCAGAUCCGGGACAGGGCACGCGACUGGGAGGACUGCCAGGCUCAGUUGAGACAGGUAUUCCGACGAUUGGAGCCCGAGAGACCAGAGCCCAGGGUGGAGAGACGACAGAGGAGUAUGGAGCUAUACCAGGAAAAGGUUAGGAUGGAGGCCGCAGGAGAGGCGCCAAAGCCGCCAAUUGACCCUCCGGCGAGCGAGCAGAGGAUUAGCGAGGCUUGGGCCAGCUACGAGGGUGAGAGGGAUGCUGCUCGCUUGAGGUUACGAGAGGCAGGACAGGAGAAUGCGAGGGUGGGCGAGGCACGAGAGACAGAGGACUUGGGAUUUUCAGCCGCCAUAAUGGAGAUUGAGCGUACAGACAGGAGGAUAGAGACGCCACAGCAAGAGGGAAUGAGAAAGGUAUUCCUAGACCCAACAGAGGCGGCAGCAAGGCGGGAGGUCGAGGAGAGGAGGUUCAACUUCAGGACUCCUACGAAGUUGGCCUCGCAACAGGCCACCGCUAUGACGAUUGAGGUUCCUGGGGGCGAGACGGCGCAAAGACCCCAACCUCCAGUGGCUGAGGGGGACCCCACAGAGGAGUCCCCUACGAUCCUUUUGGAGGUGCAGGAGGGUGCCCUUACGGGAGCAGCAGCAUCCACUGAGCAGGAGGUAAUGAGGGGAGAGGCUUCUCGACUGGACGAGUUGGUGGCAGCUAUGGAGCUGGACAUGCCGUCAGGAGGGCCUCAGAGGCUGGACACCCCGGAGCGCGUGCCAGAGAUAGGGGAGCUGAGGACGCAGUUAGGCUCUUGGGCUACUGGAGCUGACUCAGGAGAGCACAUCUCAGAGCAACAGCAGGAAGUUAUGAGCGAGUCAGCGACUGCCGUGACUCCCCUGCCUUCUGACCUGCAUAGGGACGAGGGGGCGACUGCGAUGGGAGGAGUCCGCGAGGGUAGGCCACUGAGAUUGGACACUCCAGCGUACCGACCCGAGGGAGAUGAGGUGCUAUCAGGGCCGAGUACCUAGGUGAUGGAGGCAGGGCCGACAGAGUCAUGGAGUAUGCCCCAGAGCCACGAGAUGAG